Messenger RNA from Silurus meridionalis, 1237 nucleotides. RefSeq names its product polymeric immunoglobulin receptor-like. The record is from RefSeq and is a predicted model, not a curated record. NCBI's taxonomy places the organism in Eukaryota, Metazoa, Chordata, Actinopteri, Siluriformes, Siluridae. Bases 77 to 1237 code for a protein of 386 amino acids. The transcript has 6 exons.
ACAGUUAUACAGAAUAACGCAACAGGAGCUUUUAUAUCUUUCUGAAGUGGAGUUGGUGUGGAGGUCUGUGAAAAUCAUGAAGAUUCUCCUCCUCAUCUUCACCCUCUGUCUGAUCUCAGAUGUCGGAGCGUCCGAGGAAGUAACAGGAUAUAUAGGAGGAGGAGUCCUGAUCAACUGCAAGUAUGAUACAGAAUACAUAAAAAAUACAAAAUCUUUCUGUAAGGUGGCAUCAUUGGUAUGUUCUGACCAAAUAAAGACAGAAGCUAAAAACAUGUGGGUAACUUCAGGAAGAUUCUCAGUGUUUGAUGACACCAAAUCAGCAGAGUUCUGGGUGAUGAUCAGAGAACUCACUGUAGAGGACACUGGGACGUACCGGUGUGGGGAUUAUCCGUCUGCAUGGAUGAAAAUGUACACACAAGUGGAACUGAAGAUAAAGAAAGCAGGAAGUUCUAAAUCUAGAGAAGUGACUGCAUAUGCAGGGACGAGAAGCAACAUCAAGUGCAGAUACGAGGAUCAAUACAAAAACAAACCCAAAUCUUUCUGGAAGAUCAGAACAGAUCAGUGGAGUAUUAAACACAUAAACACUGAAGCACACAGUGAAUGGUCACAUGAUGGCAGAUUCUCAAUCCAUGACAACAAAAGUGCAGGAUUCUUCAGUGUGUUUAUCAGAGAGCUGAUUAUAGAGGACACUGGGACGUACGCAUGUGCUGUUGCUGCGUCUGAUCAAAUAGAGAUCUACACUGUAGUGAAGCUGAACGUCACAGAAGAUGUUUCCUUCGAGAAGACCAUCAGCGAGACGGCACAUGUAGGGGAAGAUGUGACAAUCAGAUGUACAUACCCAGAAUCCCACAGAAAUGACAAUAAGUUUCUUUGCAAGAGGCCUAAAACUGCUGCUUGUCUUUAUUCUGCAACCAUUAAAGAAAGUAAAAAAUAUAGAAGUGUGGGGAAAUUCUCCCUGUAUGAUGACAGAGAGAAACACGUCUUCACUGUGAGUCUCAAAGAUGUCACUAAGCAGGACUCUGGUGAAUACUGGUGUGGAGCUGAAGUGGCCUGGAAAAAGGAUCAUGGAUACAAAGUGUAUUUCACACAAGUCAACCUGACUGUUACUGGCCAGAAAAAAACUGCACAAGUUUCCAGGAUGGCUAAUAGAGAAGAUGAAGUUGACCCACAGAUGAUCUAUGAGAUGGUGAAUGCCAACACCUACCAAUUUAAUCCUGUCUAUGAAAAUCUCAAUUAA